This is a messenger RNA of Culex pipiens pallens (northern house mosquito), 1375 nucleotides long. RefSeq names its product basic-leucine zipper transcription factor A-like. The record is from RefSeq and is a predicted model, not a curated record. The transcript is spliced from 3 exons. NCBI's taxonomy places the organism in Eukaryota, Metazoa, Arthropoda, Insecta, Diptera, Culicidae. Bases 41 to 925 code for a protein of 294 amino acids.
UUAUGCGCUUUUCUUCUCUCUCUGUUUUUGCAGCAUCACGAUGUCCCUGCCGGGACUGCCCCCACUGCCCAAGAGUCUCAGCGGAUUUGAUCUGGCCGGUCAGCAGCUCCAGUCGCACCAGCAGCACCACCACCAAAACCAUCACCAUCAUCAGCAGCACCAUCCCCCGCAACAUCAACCUCCAGCACCCCCUCCACAAUACCAACAACAUCAGCAACACCAACAGCAGCAUCUCCAGCCUCCCCAGCAACAACACCAACAGCAGCAGCAACAACCUCACCCACAGCAGCAGCCCCUCCCUCCCUCUCUGAACCACCACCCGACGAAUCCGUUCAUCCCGAUCGGGGUCAACCUGCAGAGUGUCAGCAUGGCAUCGCUAGUGUCCCAGAGGGGCCAAUCGCCCGUCAGCAGUACCGUCAGCAGCAGCAGCAUGGCGGCAACCCCAAACAGUGGCAGUGGCAGCGGAGGAGGAGGAGGUGGGGGCAUCAGCGGUGGCAGUCAACAGGGAGCCGGCAGUGCCGUCCGGAAGCCAACCACACUCGACACCCAGCUGGCGAUCUUGCGGAGAGAAAUGUACGGUUUGCGGCAGCUGGAUCUGUCGCUGCUGUCGCAGCUGUGGGCCCUGAACGAGUCCAUCCAGGAGUUCCGGACGAUGCUGCAGGAGCAGGAAACGCUUUCGCCCCCCUCGCCCACGCCGUCCAACUCGGACGCCAACUCGGUCUCGUCGGACGACGACGAGGACGACUCGUCCAACACGCAGACGGUGGGCGCCGGUGCCAUCCUGACCAACCACCACCACAACCUGAUCGAGUCGGUGGCCGCGGCGUCGGUGCUCAGUUCGGCGGCGGCGCAAACGGCCAGCAGCAGGAUGCGGGCACCUCCGCCGCCGCCACCCAACCGGAAAGCCCCGUCGAGGCCCGUAUGAGAUAUUAGGUUAGUGUAGAUGACACACCCCCUUACAAAACAAAAACAAAAAACUCUCUCACUUUUAAAAAUGCUAGCCAAUACUACGUCUACAAAAAAUCAAUUGAUAAACUCUCUUUUUGGAAUGAUUCCGACGACGGGAUCCAAAACCAUAAGUUGAACACAAACACGUGAAAGUCAAAAGUCAAUAGAACAAGACACAAAUUAGUUGUUGUGAGUAUUCGGAUUCGGAAAAGGUGCCGAAUCCAAUCAUCUCCCUGAAAAAAAAACUUAAGAAGGUAUUUGCUUCUCCCCCGCAUCUUGUUCUUGUGUACAUAUUAAUUAAAACGUAAUUCUUAAAGUAUGUGACAAGCCGUAAUUCAUGAUAAAAAAAAACAUGCAAACUUUGUUCCAAAAUUGCGAAGCCGCACGAAAUGUGAAGUUAAGUAAAAUAAAAAUACGUGAAACAAUA